UCUCCAAAUGAUGGAAGAUCUAACAAAAAAUAUAAUAUUUACAAAUGCUCUUGGAGCAAAUGUACAACCAACCACAAUACAAUAUCAGACGGCGGAUGGUACCAUUAUCAAGCAACCGAAAAUUGAGGGACAAAAGGAUCAACCGACAUUCUAUUAUACCACAAAUGGCAAUGGCACCACCGUAAAUCUGGCCCAAUUGACCACCGAUGAUAGCAAAACCUGUUACAUUGCCCAGCCAGUGGGUGGGUAUAAUUAUGCCUUGGUUAAUGGCAUGCAAUUGAAUCAAUUAAAUCAGGGUGGUACAAUUGGUAUUGCCACCUUGGAUCCCCAGGGAAGGAUACAGAUUGUCAAUCAAAAUAAACCAUUGGCGGCGUCCCUCCAAACCAUCUCACCCAUACAGAAUACCAUCUCAAAUAUUAGUUUUAAAUGUGACGUUUGUGGUCUAAUGUUUUCCCAUUUGGCUUUGCUUAAUCAUCACAAGCGUAGCCAUACUCAAGAUGGUACAGAUCAGCAACAUCAGCCUCAAGCAGAAACAAUACAGCUGGUUAAUGCCCAGGGUCUGGUGCAAACACAAAAUAUCAUCACGGAAAAUGGACAAAUGGGACAAAUACAAAUUGUGGCCACCGAGGCUUUAGAACCGGCCACAGCGGUAUUGCAACAGCAGACAACACAACUGCAACAACAACAACAACAACAGCAGCAUCAACAACAUCAUCAGCAACAGUCACAGCAACAACAAAAUGCCAAUGAAGUUUUAAAUCAAAACUCCGGUGGUACCAAAAGCUUAAAAUUGGAACAAAGUAAAUGUACCACCUGCGGCAAUCAAAUCCUCCAACCCGUCAAACGUAAAGGACCCAAAAUAACACGCUGUGAUAACUGUAUACAAAAUGAACAAGCACAACAGCAAGCUGCGGCCGCAGCUGCAGCCCUGGCCGCACAACAAGUUCAACCCACCCAGAUAUUUGUAGCCCCAGAUGGUGAGAUUAAAUUUGGUAUGAAUGAAUUGGCCAGUGGGAAUUCUGAAUCAUCAAUGGAUUCUCUAAGUGGUGGGGCGGGAGGAGGAGGUGGUACCACCAUGAUCCAACAACCGGUACAAAUUAUUUCAACAAAUGCCCAGGGUCAACAGCAAAUACAAGUGGUAACAACCCAACAGCCAGCACCAAUUAAUAACAACACCAACUCCUCCUCAUCUGCCUCCUCGGCCAAUACAGGCGCCAUUAUCAAGCGGGAAAGUUGUUCACCCAAAAAGAAAUGUUCCUCGGCCAAGGUGACAAAAUGCAAUAAAUGUAAUGGUUCCGGUAUGGUCUAUGUGGGUACAGGAGCCCCCGCUUCGAAGCAAAACUCAAAUCAGGCGGCGGUGGCCACCGUUAAGACAGAAAAUGUCAAACCUUUCACCUGCAACAUUUGUGGAGGCACCUUUUCACGUUACUCCAGCCUGUGGUCGCACAAAAAAUUGCACAGUGGCGAAAAGAAUUACAAAUGUACCAUUUGUGGUCUGGCCUUUGCCAAGGCGGUUUAUUUGAAAAAUCAUGCCCGCAUUCAUACAGGAGAAAAGCCAUAUAAGUGUCAAACAUGUGGCAUGCAAUUCUCGCAAUCACCCCAUCUGAAAAAUCACGAACGUACGCACAGCGGUGAACGACCCUAUGUGUGUGAGGUAUGUGAUAAAGGUUUUGCCCGCCAUGCCACCCUAUGGAAUCAUCGCCGCAUACACACCGGCGAAAAACCCUAUAAAUGUGAUAUUUGCGGUACAGCCUUCUCACAGGCGGCUCAUCUCAAAAAUCAUGCCAAGGUUCAUUCGGGUGAGAAACCCUUUAAAUGUGAUAUUUGUUUAGCUGCCUUUGCCGAUCGUUUUGCCUUGAAACGGCAUCGUGGUAUACAUGAAAAAUAUGGUCAAACAGCACCACGACAACCGGCCCAGGUUCCCGGAUCACAACAACAGCAGCAACAGCAUGAUUCGUCAGAUCAAAUGAUGCACAAACAGGAAAUGCCCGAUAUGGAGGAUGAUGCUCAACAUGAGGUGGUUAUAACUGGUUUAUAGACAAGCCCAAAUAGAGGUGUAGUUUCCACAGCAACA
Musca vetustissima is the source of this 2074-nucleotide messenger RNA. Its product is annotated as zinc finger protein 271. Gene Ontology annotation, cellular component: nucleus. Gene Ontology annotation, biological process: regulation of transcription by RNA polymerase II; central nervous system development. Bases 8 to 2038 code for a protein of 676 amino acids. The record is from RefSeq and is a predicted model, not a curated record. Gene Ontology annotation, molecular function: RNA polymerase II cis-regulatory region sequence-specific DNA binding; DNA-binding transcription factor activity, RNA polymerase II-specific. The transcript has 5 exons. NCBI's taxonomy places the organism in Eukaryota, Metazoa, Arthropoda, Insecta, Diptera, Muscidae.